UGCAAUUGCAAAGGUGUUGCAACGCCUCCCACAUCAUUCCCCUGCAGGGGAUCCUGGGAAUUGUAGUCUUUAGGAACUGGGUGAAAGGAAGGACACUCCAAACCGGAGACUACAAUCCCAGGAACCUUUGAGUAAACCUGGAAAAAAAAAGGGAGCCACUUCCUGAAGGACUGAGAGUGUCAACAAGGAGGAAAGAGUUGCUUUGGGGGUUGCAGAUUUUGAGUGCCUUCUGCUGGGGAAGUGGGUGAGUUCCUGGGAGAUCUGCUCUCUCUUUGCUCCUUUAUUGGUUUCGUUAGAAUUGUACUUCUGCUUUUAAGCCGUUCUUGUUCUUGGCUUGGUGACAUCUCUCGGAAGCUUUUUCCUUGGCUAAAAUGGGCUGCCGUGAUGUCCAUGCCGCAACAGUUUUGGCCUUCCUUUCUGGAACAGCAGCCCUAUCGGGACUCAUUGCUGCUGCUCUGCUUCCUAACUGGCGACAAAUGCGACUCUACACCUUUAACAAGAAUGAAAAGAAUGUGACUGUUUACACUGGGCUCUGGAUCAAGUGUGUGCGCUCGGAUGGGAGCAAAGACUGUGUGAUCUAUGACACAGAGUGGUACACAGCAGUCGAUCAGCUGGAUUUGCGUGUUCUCCAGCUUGCUCUCCCCAUAAGCAUGUUAACAACUGUCUUGGCUCUGUUUCUCUGUCUGAUUGGCAUGUGUAACACAGCCUUCAUAUCAACGGUGCCCAACAUCAAACAGGCCAGAUGUCUCAUAAACAGUGCAGGCUGCCAUCUUGUGGCUGGUCUCUUCUUCCUCUUGGCCUGUGUCAUUUGCUUGACACCAUCUGUUUGGGUCAUCUUUCAUAAUCAAGAAAUGAACAGAAAAUAUGAGCCUGUUUUCAGCUUUGAUAUCUCUGUGUACAUCGCUAUAGCCAGUGCAGGAGGUUUAUUGUUUACUGCCAUUCUCUUGUUCCUGUGGUAUUGUGCCUGUAAAGCCCUACCUUCUCCGUUCUGGCAACCUCUAUAUUCACAUGCACCCAGUGUACAUAGCUAUGCCUCCCAACCCUAUUCUGCACGAUCACGCCACUCUGCUAUUGAAAUUGACAUCCCUGUUGUUACACACGCUAGUUAAAGAUGGGGUUGGGAAAGCCAAAUGCCUCUUUGCUCUCUCAUAUAUCAAGGUGGGUGAUAUUCCACUGCCUUGCCUUAGAGACUAUACAAAAGAAGUGCGAAAAGAUCUGCAAUUAGAACUGGCAGUUUUUACCACUUCUCCAUGGGCGUUUACCAUAGUUAGAAAUGUAUUUUGGUAAAUAUAUCAGAAAACUCAGUUUUGGUCUUGGAACUAUCUGUAAGUUUUUAAGUCCUGUCAACACUAUUCGUAUUUGUAAGUUAAUAGGUAAGUUAAAGACUGGAACUUCUUUUCCAUAUAUCAGUAAGGUUUCUUCAGCAUCCACAUCCACUGAUGUUUGUAAACCAGCAUGGAAGAUUAUUUUUAAGUACCUCUUGCAGGUCCAACUUUUUGACCUAACUUAGAACACUAGGAUUUUAAUUGUCUGCUUCACUGAUGCAUUUUUGCAUUAAUGGAGCAGACACUGUGAGAAUGCAUUUUUGAGCCUUGCCAUUCUAAAUUUUACAGUGAAACAGUGAUUGCUGUAUCAAUUUGGUCCUAUGCCAAUUUUUAUUUUCAAUUGUUCUGUUUGUGAACUUCACAAAACUGUUGUCAGAUUGCUACUUGAGCCCUCGAUAAAUCAGAAAUUUACAAAACAAAAACAAUAAUAAUGACGGGUUUAAAUAUGUGUAUAUGUAUAUAUGUAAUAGUAGUAGUACAUCUGCAUUGUGUAAUGUUUUUGUUCUAUAGAAAACAUUUUUUGAAGCUAUAUUUUCUUUUCUCUAAAUAUAGGAAGUGCCCAAAAAUGCAUUUACGGUUAAAGUAUAUACAGCAUAUCACCAAUAAACCAAAUAGCUUUAGAUUUAUUUAAAAUAUUUUAGUAAUACAGCCUAUAUUAAUGAGAAUGCCAUUUUUAGAUUUCUAGUACUGUUUGGCUCCGUGAGAUAUUACUCUAGUUUUUUUUGAUAAUCAAAAUUUCUUUUGUUUUACCUUUAAAAUGCAUACAGUAAUUCUUUUAGAUAUGUUAAAGCAAUGACAUCUGUUUCCUUGUCUAGUAAUCCUAGUCUGUUGAUAUAUGGCUUUCAAAUUUUAGAUAGUUUUAUUGGAUCAUUAUUGCUUUUCUUUAUUACAAAUGGGCUCUCAAAUACCAUUUAUUAAUUUAAACACCAUAGUGAUUUUGGAGACUUUUUAUAUAAAUAUUGAAGAUAAAAUUAUAACAAAGGCAUUUUAAAAUAAUUUCUGGUACUUUAGUUUGCAUACAGAUUCAUUUCUUACAUCUUAAUCCUCUUUCUUAUGCAUUAGAAAUGUAUUGUUUUCUUCAUAUGUUUUUCCAUUUGGGAUACUUACAUUUCUGUGCAUGUGCCUUCAAGCCACUGAAUAAUGAAAAACUAUUAAUUGGUGUAAGUUAUCAAGGCUUCUUUGAGUAAUGAGCAAAACAGAACAUGGAGUCUGAUCCAUGUUUUAAGAAAAUCAGUUUUACUAUUGAUUAAGCAUCUUCACUGAAACUUCUUAAGUGAAGCAAGAAGUGACCUUCUGGAUCUGUUGGCACCAUAUAUUCUUAAAUUAUUAAGUGUAAAAAUAUAUUUGAUCAAAACAAAGCACUAAAAAAAACACUACAUUUAUAUGGAGAAUUUUUAUAUUUUUCUAACUGGGUACUGAGAAAACCUCGCCCUCUCAAUUCUGCUUCAGGUAUCUGUAAGUUUUUAACUUCUGUAAACACUAUUGGAAUUUGUAAGUUACUAGGACUGGAACCUCUUUCUUAUAUAUCAGUCUAGUUACUUCAACAUCCACAGCCACUGAACCAAUGUGGAAGAUUAUUUUUAAGUACCCCUUACAGAUCCAACUUUUUGACUCUCAAGAAUAGGAAUCAAAGCUGAGGAUUUAAUUUACAAUAUUUUCUAAACUCAAAUUUCUGCAAAGUAUUGCAUACUGAUGCUUGUCCCAUAUUUUAAAUUCUACAUAGCUUUUUUCUGAGCCAUUAGAAUUCUGUUUCGAUUCAGUGAUUUCUCUGAAACAUUGUCCAGCUUUCAUUUAAUAGUAAGCCAGUUUGUGGUUUCUUUAACUCUGACAUAUUAUUGUAUUCCACCCCAUUCCUGUCAACGAACAGAUAUGUUGUAGUUAGCCACAAACCACAACUAGAUGCUGUUUGUUUUUGGUGGCUUCCAAACUCUGCCUUAUUUAGGUCGCUACUUCUAAAUCUAGAAUUCUGACUUGUUCUUGACUUGUUAAUCAAGCUACUCAACCUGAAGUAGAAGCUGACAAAAGAAGCAGGAAAGAAACAGGCAAAAAUUGAGGUCAUCUUUAGAAUUAUUUUUAGCAAAAUCUACAAAUUUUGGCUGCCAUAAAUUGCAGCAUUUGAGUACUUUGAAAUUUAGGGGGCACAGGAAUCUUUUGUUCCAUUUGUUUACACGUAAUUUGAACAUUUGAAGAAAUGAUUUGUAUCUCUAAUAUGUAAACUUCAUAAUACGUAGAGAAAUUUCUUGCAAAUAAAUUUCCUGCAAAUAAAUCACAGGUCAAAAUUGUAAUAUGAUGGUGCUAAAAUAUGAAAUUGCUGCCUUUCCUUUUCCACUCAUGGGUUAAAUAUCCACGCUUUUAAUUAAAAAGUGCAAAUUUUUAAUUAACAUUUGGAAUCUGUAUUAGCAUGCCAUGCAACUGUGAUUGGUUCUGAUAUACCAGGUUUUUUUCCGGUUAAGAUUGCAAAUUAUUGCUGGCAGGUACACACAUACUACAUCUGCCUUAUUGAAUAAAUUGAGAUAAAUUAGAGGUGGCCACUUUCUUGUUUUCUGUGAAAUAUCAUUUGCAUUGAUGAUUGAAAUCUUUCCAUUGCACUGAUGACUGAAAUGUAAUUACAUUUGUAAUUACACUUACAGACUGGGACAAUCUCCUCCCACUAACUGCCAAAACCAACCCAAUAUCUCAUGCCUUGUUUUAUCGUUUCAAGGAGUUUAAAUCAAAACAUCUAGACUUCUCUUAGGUGUGGGAGUCUCCUGGUACAUAGCCAUAGGAUUUUUCUGUAUUGUGACCAAUUUGCCUAAACAUAUUCACAUGAAUGAUGGGAAAUGCCUCACAGGAUGGACACAAUUCAGUUGGACAGGGUCGGAAUCUGUGUUGUUUUGUAUUUAAGCCGUCUGUUACAAGAGUUAAUUCUGGACAUUUGUAUUUUCAAAAUGGUAGCUUUUGUUGCCCAAUUCUCAACUAGGGCAUCGUUUUCAUUUUGACUGAUACAUUAUAUGCUAGAGACCAAAUGUAUUAUUGGCUGCCAACUUGUUCUUUAAUGAAGGGUUUGUAUAAAAUAUAUCACUUAUAAAAAUUCCAAUCCUGCUUGUAUAUGCAAAAGCUUCUGGUUUUGAAAUUGGGUUUAAUUUUAAGUUGCCUGCUUUCAAAUCUAUUUUGUGCUUGCACAAUUGGUGUGAUUUUUCUAGCACACACAGAAUUGUCAGUGUAAAUUUCAACAGUGCUGUUGGAAAGCAAUUUCUUCAUCCCUGUUAUUUUGUGUUUGCAUGAAAACAGUACUAUUUUCUUCAGGUUUCACCUAUUCAGUGAGACCUACUGUAAAAUUCUGGUUUCAACUUUCAGUGAUGUUUGGUUAUUGUGUACAUUUUUAUGUAAAAGAAUGUAUUUUUUGAUUAAAAGAAUUGAUCUUG
Sceloporus undulatus (fence lizard) is the source of this 4729-nucleotide messenger RNA. It is a transcript of the gene CLDN12, whose product is annotated as claudin 12. The transcript is spliced from 3 exons. The record is from RefSeq and is a predicted model, not a curated record. Gene Ontology annotation, cellular component: plasma membrane. NCBI's taxonomy places the organism in Eukaryota, Metazoa, Chordata, Lepidosauria, Squamata, Phrynosomatidae. The coding region runs from base 372 to 1109 and encodes 245 amino acids.